AUGUCAAAAAGAAAGAAUCACCGCGAAAAGGCAAGACUCAAACGUCGACGGGAGCUUAACCAGAAAGGAUACAACAUCGCCAACACAAUCGAAUGUCGGACCCUGCGGAAAGGAGCAAGGAAACAGAUCGCACGCGAACGCGCUGUAAGACUAUGGAUCUAUCCCUGGAUCAUGGCUCCGACAGACCGAUUUCGACAUUCGUAUCCAAAAGCCAGUCUUCUCGGCCUGCCUUCCGAGAUUCGCCAACAGAUCAUCUACGAAGCGUUCGGCAUGACGGAGCUAAGACGCAUGGUUGAGUACACAGAGAACAAGGGAGCUUUGGCGGCAGCUCUGACCAAAGAGAAGGCGCAAAAGCUGAAACAACGACGAGAGACAGCAAUGGGUAUACCCAUGUCGCAGUUCGAAAGCGACUGCAUCACGAUGCUACAUCGGCGCAUUGCUGACUUCUGUUGUGUGUCACAUUUCUUACACAUGGACAUGGAGUAUGUGGGAAAGCUAUGGAAGAAAGAUCUGGAGAAGUCACUCAAGUGGCAGUUCUCGGCGCCGCUGAAACUGCACAAAGCGCCUACCCAGGAAAUGGUUGACGUUCCGAGACGAACAAGGGGAAAAGUGGUCAAAGUGAAGGGGCCGGGCAAGCAUGCUAGGCGACCCCCGAAGUGUUGGAAGUGUGAGGAAAGACAUCACGACAGAGAUCCAGUCUGUCCGAUGGCGAGAUAUGAUAUUGAGAAAUGGCGGCGACUGACGAAGAAGAAGAAUAAUAGGGAUGACUGGAUGGAUACAACGCAGCCAUGCUCGCUGUUCGUGGGGACAAAGAUAGUGUUUGCCGACGACUAG
Molecule: messenger RNA, 834 nt
Organism: Alternaria ethzedia
Lineage: Eukaryota; Fungi; Ascomycota; Dothideomycetes; Pleosporales; Pleosporaceae
Exons: 1
Coding region: 1-834 (277 amino acids)
Source: RefSeq, a predicted model, not a curated record